This is a messenger RNA of Rotaria sp. Silwood1, 1686 nucleotides long. The record is from the annotation of a GenBank genome assembly. Lineage: Eukaryota; Metazoa; Rotifera; Eurotatoria; Philodinida; Philodinidae.
AUGGAUGUCGAACGAUUUUUAAGAAGUAUUAAAAAUAUUACAAAAGCUAAUGAUGAAUCAGAAAAUCAUGAAAUUCUUGAAAUCGUACGUGGUAAAUUAACUCAGUCAGCAGGAUUAUGGUUCGAUAAUAAUGAACAUAAUUUUAAAAAAUGGUCAGAUUUCGAAAUUGCAUUUCGAAAUCGUUAUUUCUCUACAACAAUGAUUCAUAAAAAAUUUAAUAAAUUACAAAAACGAACUCAAUUACCUGACGAACCAGUAACAUCAUAUAUUGAUGAUGUUAUUAAUCUAUGUCGUGAAAUUGAUUCCAAUAUGUCUGACUCAAUUAUCAUUCGACAUUUGAUGAGUGGAAUUAAUCCUGAUUUCAAAAAAGAAAUUUCUCGACCUGAAUCCUGUAUGGACGUAUUAAAUGAAUUUUUAAAAUAUGCCAAAAUCGAACAAGACUUGUAUGAUACAUUUGAAAAAUCUAAUCAAUUAUCAAUCGAAAAUAAACAACAUAAUAUUAAUAUUAAUUAUCAGCAAGUUCCUUCAUUUACAGCUAUGAUUAAUCAACCGAAGCAAUAUAAUAAUUAUAAAAAAAGAAAUGAUUAUUCAUAUCCUUUAUCUAGCCAGAGCUCUGUCUUUCAACAGAACUCGAUUCAUCAACCUGAACAUCGGUCAGUAUUUAUAUCUAGAACACCAAUACAAAUUAAUUCACAACAAAAAACAUUUAAUAAAAAACAUAUUAAUACUCAAUUUACAUCCCAACAACAAUUUAAUAAUUGCAAAAUUUGUGGUCGAACAAAUCAUCAAACAAUCGAUUGUUUCCAUAAACGUACAACCGGAUGUUUUAAUUGUGCUGGGUCACAUGAUGGCGGUGUUCCCAGUAAAUUUAUGAAGCCAUCAACAAUAACAUCAUCUCCAGUUUACAUUAAGAUUCGUGUUGAUGAUCAACCAACGGAAGCAAUUAUUGAUACCGUCGUUGCUCAUGUUGCAACAAAUUUAAUUACAUCAACAGUAUUAGGAAGUGAUUGGAUUAAUUCGAAUCAUGUUCACCUUUAUGGUGACCAGAAACAAUUAACUAUACCUAACCAACAUGAUCAAUUAAUUUUAAUUCCAUAUGUGGAACCAACAUGCAUUAAUUAUCCAGCAUUAUUAGUUCAACAAAUUACUCUUCCACCAUAUUCACAAAAAUUAGUUGAUAUUACAUGUCAAGUUACUAAUGCUAAUAAUCUUAUAUUUGAACCAUAUGAACGUUAUACAUCAAAAUUUAUUUUCAUUCCGCAUACAUUAUUAAAUAUUAAUAAAAAUCAAGCCAAAGUGUUAUUAAUUAAUGCACAAAAUCAACCACAAACGUUACCGAAAAAUACACGAAUCGGAUCUCUUUCUAGUCAUUCAACUUCUACAAUAUAUGCUACAACACAAAUUCCAACAGAACAUAAUUCUUUUUUAAAUGAAAAUCAGCAACUUUCAUGCCACCAUCAUAAACAAUUAAAACGCAGAGCUGUCUCAGGUGGUAACGACAACUCGAAUCAAAUAAAAUUAGAUACACAUUGUCAUCGAUGUCAUGAAUAUUUUUUAUCUGGAAAUGAUUUACAAAAACAUUUACGAGCAGAACGUUAUUCCGAACAGAUUCGAAAACAAAUACUCGAAUCAACUAAACAUAUCGAAAAUCGAAAACAUCAAUUAGCUAUUCAAGAUAUAUUAUGA